AUGUUCCGUAACUCUGUUGCUUGCACUACUUCUUUCUCGGCUGCCCGCGCUUCGUUGAAGCAGGCUGUCCGCCCGGCCCGCCAGGUCUGCCAGAUGUCUACAUCCAGCGCCAAGUCGGAGAGCAACGCCGGCCUCUACUUCUCGCUGGCUGGUCUGGCUGGCAUUGGCGCCUGGGCCGCGAUGGGUGGAUUCAACGGUGAUAUCCGCUCAAAGAUUCAGCAGAUCAGCGCGGAUGAGGGCGAUGCGCUGUCCAGCGAUGAGUUCCGUCCUUUCAAGCUUAAGGAGGUCCGUCCAUACAACCACGACAGCUCUGUGUACAUUUUCGAGCUCCCUGACAACAAGAAGUCGGGUGUGUUCACCGCCUCAGCUAUUGUCGUUCGUGGCGCUGGUGAUGAGCCAAAGGACAAGGACGGCAACCCCGUCAUUCGUCCAUACACUCCUAUCAACAAGCCCGAAGAGAAGGGUCAGAUGGAGCUCCUCAUCAAGCACUAUGCGGAGGGUAACAUGACCCAGCACUUAAAGGGCCUGAAGGUGGGCGAUGAGAUCCGCAUGAAGGGCCCUAUCCCGAAGCACAAGUACAAGGCCAAUGAAUUUGAGCACAUUGGUCUCGUUGCUGGUGGCUCCGGUAUCACUCCGAUGUGGCAGCUGAUGCAGACCAUCUCAUCGGACUCGCAGGACAAGACGAAGGUGACUCUUCUGUUCGCCAACAAGACGGAAGGAGACAUUCUCCUGCGCGACCAGCUCGAGGCCCUGAAGAAGGACUCUCGCUUCAACGUUGUCUACUUCCUUGACAACAAGCCGAGCGGCUUUGACGGUGAGGAGGGCUUCGUGACCAAGGAGGCUGUGGAAAAGUACCUUCCUAAGCCUAGCGAAGGCAAGAAGGCCAAGAUCUUCGUUUGCGGUCCCCCGCCGAUGUACAAGGCCCUCUGUGGCCCGAAGGGUGAGAAGGGUGCUCAGGGCGAACUCUCUGGUGCUCUUAAGGAACUCGGCUUCACACAGGAGCAGGUGUUCAAGUUCUAA
Molecule: messenger RNA, 1020 nt
Organism: Malassezia pachydermatis
Lineage: Eukaryota; Fungi; Basidiomycota; Malasseziomycetes; Malasseziales; Malasseziaceae
Product: cytochrome-b5 reductase
Exons: 2
Coding region: 1-1020 (339 amino acids)
Biological process (GO): ergosterol biosynthetic process
Molecular function (GO): cytochrome-b5 reductase activity, acting on NAD(P)H
Source: RefSeq, a predicted model, not a curated record